AUGUCGCCACCCGGGUCCGGGCCCCGCGGGGCGGCCGCCGCGGGCCGUCGGGGCUGCGGGCUGCUCGCGCUGCUGCUGCUGCUGCUGCUGCCGCCCGCGCCGGGCGCCGCCUCGGAGAUCACCUUCGAGCUGCCCGACAACGCCAAGCAGUGCUUCUACGAGGACAUCACGCAGGGCACCAAGUGCACCCUCGAGUUCCAGGUUAUUACUGGUGGUCACUAUGAUGUAGAUUGUCGAUUAGAAGAUCCUGAUGGUAAUGUGUUAUACAAAGAGAUGAAGAAGCAAUAUGAUAGUUUUACCUUCACAGCCUCCAAAAAUGGGACAUUCAAAUUUUGCUUCAGUAAUGAAUUUUCUACUUUCACACAUAAAACUGUAUAUUUUGAUUUUCAAGUUGGAGAAGACCCACCUUUGUUUCCUAGUGAAAACCGAGUCAGUGCUCUUACCCAGAUGGAAUCUGCCUGUGUUUCAAUUCACGAAGCUCUGAAAUCUGUCAUCGACUAUCAGACUCAUUUCCGUUUGAGAGAAGCUCAAGGCCGAAGUCGAGCAGAGGAUCUAAAUACAAGAGUGGCCUAUUGGUCAGUCGGAGAAGCCCUCAUUCUUCUGGUGGUUAGCAUAGGGCAGGUAUUUCUUCUGAAAAGCUUUUUCUCAGAUAAAAGAACCACCACAACGCGUGUUGGAUCAUAACUGCAUUUUGAGAAUUGAUCGCCAUGGCCACUGUAAUAUUGCUGUCCUCUAAUUUUAGGUACCGAAGAACUUAAUAUUGGCAACAUUUUUAAAAUCUUACUCACACACUUGUUGGGGGGGAAGGGAGGAUAUACACUGCAUAUCCCCAAACUGUGGAAAGGACAUCUUUUUUAUUUGUAAAGGUAGAAAAACUUUGGAGCUUAUUUUGGGCUAUCCAUGUUAAAUAUUCAACACCAAUGAUCUCCUCUUUUCUUAGUUGUUUAUAUCUACUCUUCGCACACUAAACUUUGGUAUUUUGAUUCCUUUUAACCAUUUUAAAGUACUUUUGUUAUAGGUAGUGGAUAUUUUAAAAACCUUUGAUUUAAUGUUAUAAGUGUUGUGGAGGAAGAAAAUUGCCUUUUCAUUGUUUAUAGUAAAUAAAACUUUGUUUUUAAGAAAAUCAAAUGUGAUUAACUGUAGCUUCAGCCCUAUUCUGCACUCUUUAAUUUUAUGGAGGCGGGGUGGGGUGGGGAGUGAGAAUCUACCAUAGAAAUGUUAGUUAAUAUUGAUAUAUAAUUUUAAAUUGGUACAUCAUGGAUAUAAUUUAUUUCUCACUAGCUUGGAAAAUGUCAGGUUUUUGAGUUUUGGGUUCUAUGAUUUAUAAUAAAAUUUUUUCUUCAUAAAGGACAGUCUCAUCACACAGAAAAUACUAUAUUUCAAUAAUGAAAAAAAGAUUUACACAGGCCUUGAAAAUCAGACUGUUGUAACAGGUAGCAUAAUUACAGAAUAAUUUAAGGCACUAAAAUUGGGGGCAAAUGAAAUGGAAUAAUUAUGAGUGAGUUGUUUUGUACACAUUACCGUUUCCAGUGCUUUUGCAAAGGAAGAUGGUCAACUGUUUCACUUUAACAUUUGAAUCGACUUUUUUGCCCUUCCGUGGGUUUAAUGUCUGUUAGUCAUUACCAGCUUGAAUUGACAGUUGUCAUAUUAGUAUCAUAAAAGUGCCAUGCUUUUCAUCCUGACCCAUGUGAAGGAUGUACUGAGAAGUUAGUGGUGGUUUUGUUGUUGUUGUUGUUUGUUUUUGGUGGUGGGGAGAUGGGAGUUGUUUUCUUUUCAGUGUUUUGUCUUGCACAUGUCAUUUGUACUCUCUCUGGUUAGCAGCCUUAAAAUGAUUUAAAAGUUUAGAAUGCUGUAUGUUGUUUCCUAUUUGAUAAUCUCCAUUGAUUGAACUAUAUUAAAUGAAUAUUAAACAGUGCACGUUCUGUAUACUGUAGGGUUUAGGCUGUGUUUGUAUUUUGUUGCUGAUACAGAUUGAGCUGACUGAAAUAAGAUUUUGUUGCAACUAUUCUAGAAUAGAAUAUAAAUGAUGCAAAAUUGUAAAGGUAUUUAAAGCUUUUCCAUUGUUUAGAAAAAAUACAACUGCUUUUUGCCAUGCCUUUCUUCCCCACCCAAAAGUGAUGAGUGCUGCAUCAGACUGUCAUAUUGUAGAGACAUUGACAUGUGGUACCACAGAAUACUGAUUGGAUAGCAAUUCUAGUCACUUACCACUACUGACCAGAAGUUAAUUCUUAAUUCUAAGCUGUCUUUAAAGUGCAUAUAUACACUGCUGCAUGUAAGAGCAAAAUGAAUUCAAGUUGUAAUGCUUGCUGAUUUCAGUGCUACAGUCUAGCAUGGGAUGAAAAUGUUUUCAGCCCUUUAAUUCUAAAAUUUUUGAAGACCAAAUAGCUACUUCUUAAUAUUUGUUAAAAGAUUGAGAACUGAAGUUUAAGAUUUUGCAGAGCCAUCUGUUUGAGUUCUUGUAUUGGAAUUGUCCUGCAGUUUUGUACGUGUCCCUUUAUAUUUUAAUUUGAAAAUUUUAAACAUUAAUGUUAACAUGAUUGAUAAGCAUGGACGUAUGUAAAAUCUUCUUUCUGGUUGACUGUCUGCUCUGUUGUGUUCAGAUACUUACUCUAUAAUUAAGCAGAUUCAGAUAUCAUCAGUUGCCAUGUUUGGCAUAGAUAACACAAUGACUUAAUUUCUGCCUAGCAAAACUGCAAUUAGACUAUACCAUAAAUAACUUUUGACCGAAGCUAAGCUAUUGAAACAUAUUAAAACUUUUGAAGUUGCCAGUGUUACCUGUUGUAGACAAUAGUACAGACUUAAUCUGGUCCAUAUGUAACAGGUUUUUAAGUUUGAUGGACUUAACUGGAUAUGUGUAUAUAAAUUAGAAAAUACAUUAUCUAUCCAGAUGUAAAUGUUAAAUAUGAACAUUUUUUUCUCUUCCUCCUGCUAUAUAAUUUAUGGCUCAUCUGUUUUCUUUAAUCCUUUCAUAACUUGUUGCAACAGUUUGAAUUUCCCAAGUGUUGAUGUUUAGACAUACAGCUCAGUGCACAUAUUUAAACAUCAUUAGCUGUAUGUAUUUUUAAAGUAGAAUAAUGGAAAGAAACUUGAUAUACAGGUUUAUACUAAAAUUUCAACUGUGUGAAGAUACAUUUUAAGAUGUUACUUUGUUAAUAAUCUAAACAUUCUUUUUCUAUUAAAGAAACAAAUGAUUUGUGGUUCACAACUUUCUUCCCCCGCUUGAUAAAUAACUUUGAAAAUACAGUGGACUGAAAAGUAAUUUUUUUUCUUUAAAAGAUUUCAUUUAAAUGUCUGUGCUAUCCAUUUUUGCUUCAGUUUGUAAAUGUGUAACAUUUAUAAUUAAAUAGGACAAAAAGGCCCUAUGACUAUUGUUUUCAAAAAUUAAAGAAAUUAAUAUACAUUCAAAGGGGAUUUUCAUUUACUUUUUUUAAAAAUAGAAAUUUCUCUAAAGUAAACAGAUGUUGGUUCUGCAGGAUUGCAUCAGCUAAUUCUUGUCGAAUUAAAAAAUCAACAAACUGACUUUACUUGUUUCUGUCAGGAUUUACAUCUUUUUCAAGUUCCUAAUGAACUUGUAUCUUGGAAUACAGUUUUGUAGUAAAAGAGUCGUUACUUGGUAUUUCACUAAAACAUCUUAGGAACUAGUCAAGAAAGACUUCCUCAUUUUUAACCUUUUUUGCAUUUCUUGUUGAAGUCUAGGUGAAAGACAGUUAAGCUAUCAGUUCACUAAAAUCUUUGUUUUUAAGUGUGUUAUCCUUUGAUUGUCUGAUACCAAAUUGCCUCAGUUUUGUUGUUUUCCCUUCAUGAUGCAACAAUAGUGGACACCGUGUCCCUGGGCACAGUUCUAUAAAAGUAGCAGGGGAGUAACAGGAAAUACAGGUUAACAAUCACUGAAUCAUAAUCCUGUGCUGGCUGCUGUGCUAAACAUUUUACUUGUAUUAAUACACUGGGCACUGAGGAUAUGAUUCCCAUUUUACAGAUGAGAUUCACAUCUCAACUCAGAACCACAAUUACUAACUGCCUCGAUCACAGUUAGUAAUUAGAGUAUGAACAUGAACCAUGCAGUCUGGCUUUAGAGCCCUCUUUCUCAGCCACUGUGCAACAUUGCCUCACAAACACUAGUUAAGAAUUGGUCUCCAAAGACUUAACUCUUGAUUUCAGUACAGCUCAUAUAGAGAGGUUUAGUGCUUUGGCUUUGUUUGGAUCAUAGCCAAUUUCAAAUCAUCAUUGUAUGCUCUCACACAAAUGAUUUAAAACAAUUCUGUAUAUUUCUGUUCUUCAUCUCUUACCAAGGCAGUAUCUAUAAUAUUAUGAGAUGUUUUAUCAAGCAUUACCAUCAGUGCCUAUCAUAUCAAACAGUUAAAGAUACUGUGUUUUUAUUUUUAUCAUCAGUUCUGUUCUAGUCUUUUGAUCUUUUGCUUGAUAAAGUUCUUACUAUGGCCUCGACUUACAAUUCUUACAGUAGAUAACACAGAUAGAAAUGUGUUGGAAUGUCUAUCAUGUAUGUAAUAUUCUGCUAGAAGUUUCAAAAGUGAGUAAGGUAGUUUCCUUCCAGGAACAUCACUACAUGGGGGUGAGGAAGACUAUGAGCAGCUAACGGUCUAUCAGUAAUGAAGCCAGGUGGACUUAAGGGUCUAAGACACUUAAGGGUGCUAGAGAAUACUUAGGUCAAAAGAUUUCUCCCCCAACGAGUUUAAUUUUUUCUCUCUCACGAUUAUCCAGACCAGCAAUUGAGUGGAUUCACACCUAAUUCAGGGAUAUGGAGUCCCUGUAGCGCCACAUCAAAAACCAUGUUCUUUAACUUUGUUAAUAAAAGAGGUGAUGUUUGAUGUCCUGACUUGACUUCUUUGUCUCAGUUGUCUUGGAUUCUGGAGGAAAAUACCGGAUGUUGUCGAGACAGCACCAAAUGUGCUGUUUUUCGGUAGACAUUUCUUUUACUUUCAAGACAUUAUCAUUAGGAAUGAUUACAUUUCUCACCGAAAUCAAGAUCUACUGGAAGUAACACUAGUCUGGCUGAAUCUGUUUCUAGUGCUGGUAAUUACUAAUUAUGGCUACUAUUUUAAAAAGGAAAGAGGACUUAAGAAUUCGAGAAAUGAUGAUUAGAGAGUAAAAUACACUGAUAAUUCUACCCUCCAUUUUGGUGUAUUUCAGUUA
This is a messenger RNA of Talpa occidentalis (Iberian mole), 5151 nucleotides long. It is a transcript of the gene TMED7, whose product is annotated as transmembrane p24 trafficking protein 7. Gene Ontology annotation, cellular component: Golgi apparatus; endoplasmic reticulum; COPII-coated ER to Golgi transport vesicle. The coding region runs from base 1 to 684 and encodes 227 amino acids. The record is from RefSeq and is a predicted model, not a curated record. Lineage: Eukaryota; Metazoa; Chordata; Mammalia; Eulipotyphla; Talpidae. The transcript is spliced from 3 exons. Gene Ontology annotation, biological process: intracellular protein transport; endoplasmic reticulum to Golgi vesicle-mediated transport; Golgi organization.